AUGGUGGAGAAAGACCUGCUCGUCAUCCAUGGCGGUGAGAAUGAUGACGUCGCCAUGUCGGACACGUGGGCAGGUAAAAUAUCAGAGGAGGCAGUGAGUUGGACCAGGAUCGCCAAGAGCAGAGAGCUUCAUGCCAGGCAGGGGCAUGUAGCAGCUGCUCAUGAGGGGAAAUGCUUCAUUUUUGGCGGCGUCGACAUGAUGAAAACCUUUGACGAGCUGCACGUUCUUGACCUACGCAGCUCCGAGGAGUGGAUGACCCCGAGGACUUCUGGAAGGCGCCCGACGGCAAGGGGGAACCAUGGGCUAGCUGUGCGUGAGGACAUGCUGUAUGUCUAUGGGGGUUUCGACGGAAUCCAACACUUGAACGACAUGUACAUGCUCGACCUUCGAUCUAUGACAUGGCAGCUCCUCCUCCCUCAUGCUGCUGAUCGACAGCCAUAUCCCUUGUCGCAGCACGUCCUGCUGCCAUGGGAUGACAAGCUGAUCAGCUUUGGCGGGAUGUCCUCAGCCAAUCAUGAGAGCGACGCCCCUGUCAGCGCCAUCGACUUCUUCUCGUGCAGUGAUCACUCUCCCUCCAUCUUGGUGGUCGGUGGCUGGACUGCUGAUCAUCCGCACCCCGAGAUAGCGAGCGAGGCCUUCUGGUACUCGUUGGAGGACAAGUCAUUGACAUCGAGCACGUGGAGCAAGGGGACGGACAAGGAAGUUUUCAGCCGCGUCGGGAUGUCUCUGAACUCAUUUGGCAGAGGAAGGGAAGAUGAAUGCUUCAUGUUUGGGGGAUGGGACGGGUUCUUCAACCGCUACAAUGAUUUGUAUCGUGUCAACAGAGAAUGA
Molecule: messenger RNA, 831 nt
Organism: Guillardia theta CCMP2712
Lineage: Eukaryota; Cryptophyceae; Pyrenomonadales; Geminigeraceae
Exons: 12
Coding region: 1-831 (276 amino acids)
Molecular function (GO): protein binding
Source: RefSeq, a predicted model, not a curated record